CAGGGACCUGAGAGUCGCUGGAUUUUCUCCCGAGCUCCACCCGGGAAGAAUGCACUACAGAUAAAACCCAGCUAAACCCCGCGCGGCGAAUCCUAGCGGGAGCCGACGAAAGGAGGAAGCGACUGAGGCGAGACAAGCAGGAAGCAAGCUGGUGGGGUGGAAGGGAGGUGGGCAGCUCUGGGGGCUGGCAGGGUCUGUCGGUGUGUCAGCUCAACACCAGCAGGGAUGGACAGCGCCUCUGGAUUCAACCGGCACUGGGACACAGCGCUGCUGCAGGUGCCUAUACACCGGCUUGCCUCUCUCUGCUGCUAAAAGGGCGGCGCUCCCUAAUCUCUCGCUCCCCCUCCUCCCCUCUGAUUUAUUUAUUUUAUUGUUUUGGGUGGACGGAAAGUAACCCCCCUCCAUGCAACUGCAAACAGGGACGGUGGCGUCAUUCCGCUCCGGAGUUUGAGAUCUCAUCAGCGACUUCAAUACGAUUUAAUUUUUUUUUAAACACAAAUAAGAGUGUAACUUUGAUUUAAAUCAUGGGCACUGAGAUCGGGGGCCAGGUGAGAGAUUUUCUGUAUUAAGCCAAAUAACCGCGGAGAUGUUCCCGAGUGGUUUGGAAAUACUUUGGACAGAGCUCUGAGAGGAGAUCCGAAGAGUACAAGCUCUGCAACGUUUCUGCAACUGAGAGCAGAUCGCCUAACGCUAGCAUAUUGGCAAACAAAUAUCACUUGCUGUGCCAUAGCACAUGGAUUUCAGGACCUCCUGUGAAGAGACAAAGACAGGGAUUUGUUUGCUGCAGGAUGGUAAUCAGGAGCCUUUCAAAGUGCGACUGCACUUAGCCAAAGAUAUUUUGAUGAUCCAGGAGCAGGAUGUGAUCUGUGUGUCUGGUGAGCCUUUCUAUUCUGGUGAAAGAACGGUAACAAUUAGAAGACAAACUGUAGGAGGAUUUGGAUUAAGUAUAAAGGGUGGAGCAGAACAUAAUAUUCCAGUGGUCAUUUCCAAAAUUUCCAAAGAACAAAGAGCUGAACUCUCAGGUUUGCUCUUUAUAGGAGACGCAAUUCUACAGAUUAAUGGAAUUAAUGUAAGAAAAUGCAGGCAUGAAGAAGUGGUUCAGGUUCUUCGGAAUGCAGGAGAAGAAGUGACCCUAACAGUGUCCUUUCUGAAAAGAGCACCUGCUUUUCUCAAAUUGCCUCUGAAUGAAGAUUGUGCGUGUGUCCCUAGUGACCAAAGCAGUGGCACAUCAUCUCCCCUCUGUGACAGUGGUUUGCAUCUCAACUACCAUCCCAACAAUACGGAUACGCUAUCAUGUUCCUCAUGGCCAACAUCACCAGGGCUUAGGUGGGAGAAGAGAUGGUGUGAUCUCCGAUUAAUCCCGCUCCUUCAUUCCCGUUUUUCCCAGUACCUCCCAGGAUCAGAUUUGUGCAGGCAAAAUGCAUUCCAAGUAAUUGCUGUGGAUGGAGUUUGCAGUGGAAUAAUUCAGUCUCUCUCUCCUGAAGACUGUAUGGACUGGCUACAAGCAAUAGCAACUAACAUUUCCAACCUCACAAAGCACAAUAUAAAAAAAAUCAACAGGAAUUUUCCCGUAAACCAGCAGAUAGUCUAUAUGGGCUGGACAGAAGAACGGGAACAAGACUCCCUUCAGGACCGAAUGUACACACCAAAGUUUCUAGCUCUGAGGGGUUCCUCUCUUCACAAAUUUAUAGCACCUCCAGUCACCACGUGGGAUUGGACACGAGCUGAAAAAACGUUUUCAGUUUAUGAGAUCAUGUACAAAAUUCUCAAGGACAGUGAUCUGUUGGAUCGUCGGAAACACUGCUUCGGUGUCCAAUCUGAAUCUGGAGAGGACCUCUACUUUUCUGUGGAGUUAGAGUGUGACCUAACCCUGUGGGAAAAAGCCUUCCAAACAGCAACUUUUUUAGAAGUUGAACGAAUUCAGUGCAAGACAUAUGCCUGUGUUUUGGAGAGUCAUCUUAUGGGGCUUACCAUUGACUUUGGCAUGGGCUUUGUAUGUUUUGAUGCUGCCACAAAGGCUGUGCUUUGGAGGUACAAGUUUUCCCAGCUUAAAGGGUCUUCAGAUGAUGGCAAGAGCAAAAUCAAAUUUUUGUUCCAAAAUCCGGAUACUAAGCAGAUUGAAGCAAAGGAGUUGGAAUUUUCCAAUCUAUUUGCAGUCCUUCACUGCAUCCACUCAUUCUUCGCGGCCAAAGUGGCUUGUUUGGACCCAUUGUAUGUAGGCAGUCAAGCCGCCACAUCUGCUGUUGCCACAACUUCUGGUACUGGCAAAUUAAAGUAUACUACUUGACAUCUUGCAUUUCACCACUGCCACUUACCAGCAGUACAUAACAAUGUAUAAAUAUUCAUCAAAUUUAGACCUUUGGGGAACUGCGAACAUGGAAACCAAUCCAAGAGGCAAGCCAUGCUGCAGUUUCAGCAGAAAAAUGGUCACAUGGGAUCAUACAUUCAUCUCUGUUCUGCAACUCCAGUAAAUAAUCCUAGCUGAAACCCUGGAAUAGGAUGGAUAUGCUUUUAGUAUGAUCUAUUUGUACUUAUAUAGUGCUUUAAACAACACUGGAAGCAAAAGGGAAAAAAUGACACAGUGAAGCACUUAAGUAUUUAAUAAAAUUUUCAGCUGUCUGUAAUAAUACACAACUAGAAUUGUCAUUUACUUGUUUUCAGAUGUUUUUAUAUGACAACAUACAAAGCUCUGAGUAUAACGUAGGGCAAUAUCAUAGUAGUAUAAAUGAUACAACAGCAAGCAAGAGGCAUAUCGUUUAUGACAACAAGGAGAUAAGCAUGAAAGGGCAAUUGUGUAUCUCCUCAAAGAAGAAAGCACUUUAAACACUCUUGUAAAUUCGUACUGUUUUCCUAUAUGGAAACAUGCUAUUGUUGUUUAUUUUGUUGUCAUUCUGUUCUAAUAGUAAUGAUAAAGUUAUAGCCAUAUUGGUCUAGCACAUAAAGACAAAUAUAGUGGAGAAACUUUUACAGACACAGGAGCCUCUUCAAGUCAAAAUAGGUGGGAUAUGAAUUUGAUUUCAAUUAUAAAUUAAGUACAAGUUAGUGACAAGUUGCUUUGUUCAUUCUCCUGUUUUAAAGGGAAGGAGGUCAUGUAAUUGAACAGUAUUUGUACACAAAACCUGAGUUUUGAAUUUUGUUUCAGAUGUACAUCUAGCACAUUGUUUCAGUAUGUAAUGUUGACUUCAUAUCACAAGCAAGGAGGCAAGAACUCUGUUCCACUCAGGCUCUUAAUAAAACAGGCACUAGCAGUAACACUAGAAAAAUGAUUCCACACCUUGAAUUCUUCUUACCAAUUAAAUGAUAUUAUUCCUUUUUAUUUAUGUACUUAUUUAGUUUAAGAUGGGAACAAAUUAAAUAAACUGCAAAGCUAGAAUAAGUGACAUAAUACAGAAAGCUAUUGUGUAUUUAAAAUAUGACGUAAUCCAGGACUACAUAUUGUACAUAUUAUUCUAAGAGCCUCAUUUCAUGAUGAAUGUAAAGCUCAAGGAGUAAAUUUGGAACAAUUCUCCAUGCAUCCAAGGAUACGUUACUUGAAUACCAUUUUUGCAAAUGACUUUAAUUUUGAACUAGCAGAUAUAUCUCUGAACAUGGUCAAAUUUGGGGAAUAUUAUUGUGAUGUAGCUGAAACCUAGUAAAUUGCGGGUUUUUUUAAAACAUGACCACAUAACUCAAAAGAAUCAAAUAUUUAUACACCUACAGUAACACACAUGAAUUUUAUAAAAAAACAGCCUGC
Malaclemys terrapin pileata is the source of this 3733-nucleotide messenger RNA. It is a transcript of the gene SNTG1, whose product is annotated as syntrophin gamma 1. Gene Ontology annotation, molecular function: structural molecule activity; protein binding. Gene Ontology annotation, cellular component: intracellular anatomical structure; dystrophin-associated glycoprotein complex. The record is from RefSeq and is a predicted model, not a curated record. The transcript has 18 exons. Bases 734 to 2287 code for a protein of 517 amino acids. NCBI's taxonomy places the organism in Eukaryota, Metazoa, Chordata, Testudines, Emydidae.